CAAUAAUAAUCCCAGCAUUUCUCCACGAGGCCAGAGCGAUCAUCCCCUUGGCACAUCUUCGCACACCCCAGAAGUCCUCUUCGGCGUGCCGCAGAUUUUUUCCCUUUUUGGAAAGGCAUCUGAAACUACUGGCCAGGCUACGCUACUCCAGCCAAAGAAACCCAUCGCCCGCAGCCUUUCUCACAAGUCACCUCCUCUGGACCCCUGUGCAUCUUCAGAGACAUCACCUCCAAGAACCCCACACCUCUCAGGGAAUUCAGGAGCUCUGAACAGGACACACGCUCCCAGGCAAGGGCUCCAGCAGUCCCAAAGCACACCACCACCUUCUUUCACGGGGGACAGUCCUCCUUUGCCCUCUGGCUGCCUCAGCCAUGGCACCAAGCGCAAGAGUAACAGCAAAAGCUUUCCCUUUCUCCGACUUCUUCACUCAGCCUUCCUUGCCUGCCCUGUGGCUCCCUCCAGCCAGACAUAACCGGUGGAGCGCCUCCUUGCAAGGACACGCUCGGGCCUCCAAGGCCCACGUGCACAGACAGCCCCUUGAAGCCUGCCGCUGCCUCUGGGCAUUUACCGCAGGAGGGAAAACGCCAGCCCUCGCCCGCUGACAUCACCGCACAUCCCUUGCAACCACAAAAGGAAAACAGUGGCCAAGAUGAAAAUAAAGGCAAGCCUCAAAGUGAAAGGAAAAGUGACCACAGCCACCACCAGGGCUUUGCAGGUGGAAACGAUGCUCGGGCGCAAACAGAGACUCAGUUGCACAGCACAGACCUUGCAGCUGGCUCGGCAAGCAAAAGGGAACACCCAAGAGCCCUCUCCAACGCACCUGAGCCCGACGCCUCUGGCCCAGAGCUUUCACAGCCCCUUUCACCCACCACUGCCACUCUCCGCCGGCGCACCGCUGCCACCACAAUCCCCAACCACGGCCACCCCAACAAAACACUGCCCCGAGACCACCAGCACAGCCACCAGCACAGACUGGAAAGCACGGCAGGAAACUCCCAGCAAGCAGAAAGCGAUGAAGGGAAAGCUGCUGCCAUACAAAGCCGUGCACCCGCCAGCGCCCCAAGCACAGCCACCAGCAGCACCGGCAAGCCUCACCAGGCUCCUCCUGCCCAGCACCACCCGACAGCACCCACAGAACCAGCAUGGCUGCGCCCACCGCCACACAGCCGCGGCUGCCGCACGCCGCCCCGCCGCUCCUGCUCCUGCUCACCGCUCUGGCCACCAGCCUCGCCUGCCAACACCUCUGGACGCACGACGACACCUUCCCCGGCGACGCGCUCCGCCUCCUCCAGGACACGGCUCCCAGUCACACACAGCCCUGCCACCUCCAAGAGCCGCCCUUCUUCCCCGACACCCUCCUCCACGACAACCUCCACCCGCACCAAGCCGCCGCCACCGCCCUACGCAUCCUCCAGCACCUCUUCCACACCCUCAGCUCCAACAGCACCCGCCAGCACUGGCCCAGCCACGCUCGCAACCAACUCCUCAACAAACUGCAGCACCACAUCCACCACCUCGAGCAAUGCCUCCCCGACAACGCCCCGCUCUUCAAAGGACCGCGCAACCCGCUGCUCGCCAUCAACAAGUACUUCAGGGACAUCCACCUCUUCCUCCUCGCCCACAACCACAGCGCCUGCGCCUGGGACCACGUCCGCCUCGAAGCUCGUGCCUCUUUACGGCACCUCCACAACCUCACACGCACCGUGCGCCGCUAG
This is a messenger RNA of Vidua macroura (Pin-tailed whydah), 1715 nucleotides long. Its product is annotated as interferon-like. Gene Ontology annotation, biological process: humoral immune response; response to exogenous dsRNA; cytokine-mediated signaling pathway. The coding region runs from base 1143 to 1715 and encodes 190 amino acids. Gene Ontology annotation, molecular function: cytokine activity; type I interferon receptor binding. The transcript has a single exon. Lineage: Eukaryota; Metazoa; Chordata; Aves; Passeriformes; Viduidae. The record is from RefSeq and is a predicted model, not a curated record. Gene Ontology annotation, cellular component: extracellular region.